Lepus europaeus (European hare) is the source of this 3313-nucleotide messenger RNA. It is a transcript of the gene PLCD3, whose product is annotated as phospholipase C delta 3. Gene Ontology annotation, biological process: lipid metabolic process; intracellular signal transduction. NCBI's taxonomy places the organism in Eukaryota, Metazoa, Chordata, Mammalia, Lagomorpha, Leporidae. The record is from RefSeq and is a predicted model, not a curated record. Gene Ontology annotation, molecular function: phosphatidylinositol-4,5-bisphosphate phospholipase C activity. Bases 108 to 2459 code for a protein of 783 amino acids. The transcript has 15 exons.
GUUUCUGCGCUCCGGAUCGCGCGCAGAGCCGGGGCCGGGCCUGAACGGUGUUCCCGCUGCCCUGCCCCCGCGCGUGACCCUGGGCCCGGCCCCGGCCCCACCGAGCCAUGCUGUGCGGUCCCUGGUGGAGCUGCCGCCGCCCGCCCGAGGAGCCCCCGGUGCCCGCUCGGGCCGCAGCGCCCCUCGAGCUCCCGCCCGCGUCCCCGGAGUGCGGCGCCAGGAGGCCCGGGCUGCGCGCGCUGAAGAAGAUGGGGCUGACGGAAGAUGAGGACGUGCGCGCCAUGCUGCGGGGCUCCCGGCUCCGCAAGAUCCGCUCGCGCACGUGGCACCAGGAGCGGCUGUACCGGCUGCAGGAGGACGGCCUGAGCGUGUGGUUCCAGCGGCGCAUCCCGCGCGCGCCCUCCAAGCACAUCUUUUUCGUGCAGCACAUCGAGGCCGUCCGCGAGGGCCACCAGUCCGAGGGCCUGCGCCGCUUCGGAGCCGCGUUCGCGCCCGCGCGCUGCCUCACCAUCGCCUUCAAGGGCCGCCGCAAGAACCUGGACCUGGCGGCGCCCACGGCCGAGGAGGCGCAGCGCUGGGUGCGGGGCCUGGCCAAGCUGCGCGCGCGCCUCGACGCCAUGAGCCAGCGCGAGCGGCUCGACCACUGGAUACACUGCUAUCUGCACCGCGCAGACUCCAACCAGGACAGUAAGAUGAGCUUCAAGGAGAUCAAGAGCCUGCUCAGGAUGGUCAACGUGGACAUGAACGACAUGUACGCCUACCGCCUCUUCAAGGAGUGCGACCACUCUAACAAUGAGCGGCUGGAGGGGGCGGAGAUCGAGGAGUUCUUGCGGCGGCUGCUGGCGCGUCCCGAGCUGGAGGAGCUCUUCCACAGCUACUCCGGCGAGGACCGCGUGCUGAGCGCCCCGGAGCUGCUGGAGUUCCUGCAGGACCAGGGCGAGGAGGGCGCCACCCUGGCCCACGCCCAGCAGCUCAUUCAGACCUAUGAGCUCAAUGAGACAGCCAAGCAGCACGAGCUGAUGACGCUGGAUGGCUUCAUGAUGUACCUGUUGUCGCCUGAGGGGGCUGCCUUGGACACGGCCCACAUGUGUGUUUUUCAAGACAUGCACCAGCCCCUCACCCACUACUUCAUCUCCUCCUCCCACAACACCUAUCUGACCGACUCCCAGAUUGGGGGCCCCAGCAGCACAGAGGCCUACGUUAGGGCCUUCGCCCAAGGGUGCCGAUGCGUGGAGCUGGACUGCUGGGAGGGGCCCGGCGGGGAACCCGUCAUCUACCACGGCCACACACUCACCUCCAAGAUCCUCUUCCGGGAUGUGGUGCAAGCCGUGCGUGACCACGCCUUCACGCUGUCGCCAUACCCUGUUAUCCUGUCCCUGGAGAACCACUGUGGGCUGGAGCAGCAGGCUGCCAUGGCCCACCACCUCCGCAGCAUCCUGGGGGACAUGCUGGUGACAGAGGCCCUGGACCCCCAGAACCCCGAGGAGCUGCCAUCCCCAGAGCAGCUGAAGGGCCGCGUCCUGGUGAAGGGGAAGAAGCUGCCAGCCGCUCGGGGCGAGGACGGGCGGGUUUUAUCAGACCGGGAGGAAGAGGAGGAGGAGGAGGAGGAGGAGGAAGGGGAGGCAGAGGCGGCAGAGCAGAGGCGUCGGGCCAAGCAGAUCUCCCCGGAGCUGUCGGCCCUGGCCGUGUACUGCUGCGCCACCCGCCUGCGGACCCUGUGCCCCGGCCCCGGCCCCCCUCAGUCGUGCCGGGUCAGCUCCCUCAGCGAACGCAAGGCCAAGAAGCUCAUCAGGGAAGCAGGGAACAGCUUCGUCAGGCACAACGCCCGGCAGCUGACCCGCGUCUACCCGCUGGGCCUGCGGAUGACCUCGGCCAACUACAGCCCCCAGGAGAUGUGGAAUGCGGGCUGUCAGCUGGUGGCCUUGAACUUCCAGACGCCGGGCUACGAGAUGGACCUCAAUACCGGGCGCUUUGUCAUCAACGGGCAAUGCGGCUAUGUCCUGAAACCUGCCUGCCUGCUGCAGCCCGACUCCACCUUUGACCCUGAGUGCCCCGGACCCCCCAGAACCACCCUCACCGUCCAGGUGCUGACUGCCCAGCAGCUGCCCAAGCUGAACGCCGAGAAGCCCAACUCCAUUGUGGACCCACUGGUGCGUGUGGAGAUCCACGGGGUGCCCGCGGACUGUGCUCGCAGGGAGACCAGCUACGUGCUCAACAAUGGCUUCAACCCCCGCUGGGGGCAGACCCUGCAGUUCCAGCUGCGGGCUCCCGAGCUGGCACUGGUCCGCUUCGUGGUGGAGGAUUACGACGCCACGUCCCCCAACGACUUUGUGGGGCAGUUCACCCUGCCACUCAGCAGCCUGAAGCAAGGGUACCGCCACAUCCACCUGCUUUCCAAGGAUGGAGCCUCCCUGUCCCCAGCCACGCUGUUCGUCCACAUCCGCACCCAGGGCUCCUGAGGGCCCCCGUGCCACCCUGGCUCCCUGGCUAUGCUGAGGGCGGGGCGCACGCCAGGUGCUGGUCUCACUUGGCUGCUGACCCACAGCUGCUCUGCUCCCGAGUUCCCCCCUGAAGCACAGGCCAGGCCAGGUCUGUUCCCCGCCGAGCUGCUCAUGGGACCUCCCCACUCCUGGGGCCUGGACAUGGCCCUGAUCUGCUCCUCCUGUUCUCAGCCCACCCCCCACCCCCUGCCUGCUGCUGGCAGAUGUGGGGAGCAGGACCCGGUGAGCCCUCAGCCAUCCCAGCCUCGACCCCUUGCCCCACCGUGGGCAUCGGCCGGCCUCAGUCUGUCUCCCCACGUAGGUAUUCCCCUAGCUGUAGAACCUGAGUCCCCUUCUCUUCCCAGACGAGAAGGGAGCCGAGGCCAGGGAUUUUGGCAGUAGGAUUUUGUGUCUUAGAAGAGCCCUGAAGAAGCCAUAAUGAGGUUAUUUUAAAAAAUAAAGAGGCUUGGCCGGCGCCGUGGCUCAACAGGCUAAUCCUCCGCCUGCGGUGCCGGCACCACAGGUUCUAGUCCCUGUUGGGGCGCCGGAUUUUGUCCCGGUUGCUCCUCUUCCAGGCCAGCUCUCUGCUGUGGCCCGGAAGUGCAGUGGAGGAUGGCCCAAGUGCUUGGGCCCUGCACCCGCAUGGGAGACCAGGAGAAGCACCUGGCUCCUGACUUUGGAUCAGCGCUGUGCACCGGCCGCAGCGGCCAUUGAGGGGUGAACCAACGGAAAAGGAAGACCUUUCUCUCUGUCUCUCUCUCUCACUGUCGACUUUGCCUGUCAAAAAAUAAAAAUAAAAAAGAGGCUGUUUCACCCCUGCUACCCCUCACGCC